UCGCGAGACUUCCCUCCCCACUCUAUUCGUGACCACGUCAAGGGAACCCAGAAGUUAGAAAUCAUGGCGGAGCGCAGGAGACACAAGAAGCGAAUUCAGGAGGUCAGUGAACCUACCAAGGAGGAGAAGGCGGUGGCCAAGUACCUGCGCUUUAACUGCCCUACCAAAUCCACCAACAUGAUGGGACAUCGGGUGGAUUACUUCGUCGCCUCCAAAGCAGUCGACUGUCUGCUGGAUUCAAAGUGGGCCAAAACAAAGAAGGGCGAAGAAGCUUUGUUCACAACCAGAGAGUCGGUGGUGGACUACUGUAACAGGCUCCUGAAGAAGCAGUUUUUCCACCGAGCCCUGAAAGUGAUGAAGAAGAAGCCAGAGAAAGACGUAAAGAAAGAGAAGGAAAAAGAGAAAGAAAAAGAAAAGGCUAAAAGUGACAGUGGCAAAGAAGAAGAGAAAAAAAGCAAAAAGGACAAAGACAAAAAGAAGGAGUCUGAGGCUACAGACACAAAGAAGGAAAAAAAUGAUGACAGUCCAGGAUCUCCAAAGAAGAAGAAGGAUGUGAAAAAGAAAUUCAAGCUGGAACCUCACGAGGACCAGCUGUUCUUGGAUGGAAACGAGGUUUAUUUUUGGAUUUACGAUCCAGUCCACUUUAAAACCUUUGCCAUGGGCUUGAUUCUAGUCAUUGCCGUCAUCGCAGCCACUCUGUUCCCUCUGUGGCCCGCUGAGAUGAGAGUUGGUGUGUAUUACCUGAGCGUGGCAGCAGGAUGCUUCGUCGCCAGCAUACUGCUCCUGGCCGUCGCUCGUUGUAUCCUGUUCCUGAUCAUCUGGCUAGUGACCGGCGGCCGUCAUCACUUCUGGUUCCUACCCAACCUGACAGCCGACGUGGGCUUUAUCGACUCCUUCCGCCCCCUCUACACGCAUGAAUACAAGGGUCCGCGCUCCAGCUCCAAGAAAUCCAGCGGCGAGAAAUCCGACAACAAGGAUUCCAGCAAAGCGCAGAAAUCGGAUAGCGAGGACAAAUCGGACAGCGAGAAGAAAGACGGCGAUGACGAAGACGAUGACGACGACAAUAAAGAAAUGGAGGCGAGCGAGGAAGCGGGCGCAGAACGUCAGUCGGACACGGACAGUGACAGACGCGAGGACGAAGGGUCGCAGCACAGCAACGGCAACGACUUUGAAAUGAUCACCAGAGAAGAGCUGGAGCAGCACACAGAGGAAGACGAGGAAGAAGACGAGGAAGAGCAAAGCGAGACAAAGCCCUUGACUGUGCAGACAUAAACGUUUUCCUCACGCCGCGCACAUACUCCCAUGCUCCAUGUGGACCUGCUGACGUACUUCUGUCAUGUUCGGAAGAUGUUUCCCAUUUCUGUUCAGGCUGAGAUCUUCCUCUGUGAAAACAGACAGGCUUAAAGGUUAAACGAGAGCAGAAAACGGCUACGAUGACAAUGGAAAAUACCGCUAAGGAAAUGCUUCCCCCUACUUUGGUUGCAAGAACCGCAAAUCUCCCUGACCCCUGUUUUUUUUCUUCUUUCAUCUUUGCUUUAUCUAAUGUCAAGUAUUUUACUGUAUACACAUGUCAGUAGUGGAUUGGUGAGUUUUCACAUAUGAAGGCUCGCUGUCCAACCAAGUCAGAGAAAUUCAAAUCUGGAAGUUUUUUUUUUUUUUUUUUUUUUUUGUCUUUUGUACCUUUUAGAUGUGUUGGAUAAUUUGGACGGACCAAUAUAUUUUGUCUUAGAUACCUAUUAAGUGUUACUUUCUACCGUAAAUCUCAAUGGCACUUGGCCUGUGACAUUUCUGUUUGGAAAUCUGGGAGAUCUUGCUUGGUUUGAGACGAGAGCUGUAUUUUUGUGGACUUGUGACAUGGUCUGUCUCAUACAUUUCUGCAAUCAUGUUUUGUGACCCUGAUGAGAAAUAGUCCUGGCUACUGGAAGUUAAUAAAUCCAAACAACAUACUUGAUUGUAGUAGGCAGUUAUUUAAAACCAAACUCCAGUUGAGUCUCAUGAGGUCGGCUGCGUCCGGAAGGGGAAACUACAUCCACAUUUGUGCCAAAUGAUGCUGGGUAUUGAUGGUUUUGUCAUAAACAUUCAAAUUCCGACCAACUUCCAGACAAAUAGUUCAAACGUCAUGCUGUAGCUCGCAUCCGUGCAUCAUAGCCUCCCAUCUGGUCUUCAAACGCUGAGGUCGGCAAAUCAAACAUCCCUGAGGGGCUGUGGUCCAAAAUAGCCUGUUAGUUAGUUAGCGUUUUAAUAGGGCAGAAGUCCAAUACUGUCCUGCCGUAGGGUUGCAUACUAUUGGCUAGAGUAUUAUUUUACAUUAGCUGUUUCUUUGACUCAUACUGAGGAUGAUAUUUAAGAGAUGAAAUACAAAUGUAUCAUUUAUAUAUGGAUUCUAUAUUCUAUAUGUCUCCACCAGAGACAUUCAUGCCAGCAGUUCAGGUUCAGCAUGAACUGUACUCUUAUUUUAUAAUGUCAGACACGCAGGUUUUCAUUUUACUGCAUUUUCUACAAAUACUAAAACCACAAAAUAUUUUCAACGAUGGAAAGGUUGUGUUUGGACAAUGUGUUGGAGUUGAAAAGCAGAAAAGAUCUGUUCAUCUACAGUGCUUUGACUCUAGUGGUCAUCACGUGCGCACAAGAGACUGCAAAGGUGGUUUUUCUAUAGUAAACCCUCGUUAAAGCAUCCCUCAAAAUUCAUGGUCAUCUCAAGUUCACAAGGAGCAGGAAACCCUCGUGCCUGAGUGAACAUCUCUCGUUCUUCUUCAAAUGCUAAGAAACUUUAACCAUGUCUGUAAGUAGAUGAUCUUGUUGGUCACACUUAGUGUUCCUGUAGAAAUACUAUGUAUGUCCUCAAUAUUCUUUGUCAUUGACUUUGAAGACCUGGAUAGACUGGGCUUGACACCAUGUGUGUAACUAAAGACAUUUUGUAUUUUCUUUCACCUGUUUUCUGUCCCAUUGUCUUUGAGAGAUAAAGAUGCUGAUAUGCCAGAUUGAUUUUUUUUUUUUUUUUUAAUUGGCAGGAAAUUUAAUUCACACCAUUGACUGUCUGUCAUAAAAUGUAGUGUUACAUCAUUUAUAAAAAGCAAACUGAAAUCCCAUUAUUCUUUUUAAUGUGGUCAGCAUCUUCAACUAACUAAUUGUCCGUAUUUGGAUCAAUGUUGAGGACUGUCUUUUUGCAAUAUCUGGAGAAUAAUUUAAGUGUCUGUCAGAAACUAUAUCUGUAUCCUUUCAUUGCAAUAAAAAUAUAGAACACAA
Molecule: messenger RNA, 3246 nt
Organism: Puntigrus tetrazona (Sumatra barb)
Lineage: Eukaryota; Metazoa; Chordata; Actinopteri; Cypriniformes; Cyprinidae
Gene: sec62
Product: SEC62 homolog, preprotein translocation factor
Exons: 8
Coding region: 64-1272 (402 amino acids)
Biological process (GO): post-translational protein targeting to membrane, translocation
Cellular component (GO): endoplasmic reticulum; endoplasmic reticulum membrane
Source: RefSeq, a predicted model, not a curated record